Messenger RNA from Amoebophrya sp. A120, 1644 nucleotides. Lineage: Eukaryota; Dinophyceae; Syndiniales; Amoebophryaceae. The record is from the annotation of a GenBank genome assembly.
GGCAAAUACAAUUUUGGUCUUCUCGCCAGAUGAAUGAUUAUGGCAGCAGCGAAAAAAUGUGCUCCAAGCACUAGCACUUCCAUAGAGCAGUAUUUGAAUACAACCGCUAAUGUACUGCUGGAAGUGUCCACCUAUUCGAGCCGUUUUUUUGUAGGCCUGCUCCUAAUCCUAUACCUUUACCUGCAUAUUAUCAUGUGUGUGCUCUUUGUGGCUGGUGAGGUCGUGGUUUCUUUUUUCUCGUGGAACUAGAUACCAGUGGUCACUCAUGACUUCAUUUUCCUCGCGCAGCAGCCGUGGUGUGGGAAGUCUUGCAGGCCGUACUGGUGACUCUCUCGGUUCGGACGCUCGAUUCCAUAGUCCCUUGUUUGAGCAUCCGGCUUUGGGUCCUACGGCUGCACCUCCCGCUGCAACUUCGCAUCAUUAUACGGACGGAAGCGGAAAAGUGAUGUGGGGUAGCACGACGAGUGGGAAGAGCCACAACAUUGGUCUUUUUGCGAAGGCGCCUCCAGUAGUGGGAGCAAGUUCGGUGCACGUGACGGCGCGCGACGGUGAGCACGCGAGUCAAGAACUACAUGCUGGCCCGAUGAUUGCAGCAACAGAAGCCGGUUCGGCGAAUGGGACGACUUCUAACCAGCACAAUGAUCAAGCACAUCAUCCGCUGCCGGAGCGCGAAGCACCCGCGGGCCCGCCCGCACCGUCAAUCCGCAAGACCACGGCGCAGCUGUUGUAUGAAAAGCAACAAGCAGCUCAGUUAGCGGAGCAAGAGGAGAUAAAUCAGCGGCGGGGUGGUCGUCUUGCGACUGGCCAGCAGCGGACAUCAGGGCCUCAACGUGGGGCAGGAGUUGCAGCUGCUUUUGGAGGUAGAAGUUGUACGCAGCAUGAUGUUGAACAAACUAUAAACCAACACAGCGGCUCCUUCCCCGCCCUACAACAUCCACGGCGACUGAACAGCCAGCCACGUCGGGGUGUAGGUGUAGCCGCGUCGCAGCCCCAGUCCGCUUGCAACUCCCGUCGAGGCAGCGGUGCCUCGCUGGCUGCCGCAAAGCCUGGGUACUACUCGAACCAUUCCACUCCCGGCCCCCGUGGUAAUAUCGGGCCGAACCGGGCUGCAUCUCAGCAACCGCACCACGCAUAUAGUAAUUUUCGUGCGUCGUCGAACAGUGGUGCAGCUUCCGCUUCCCUUAAGCGGCCCGGCGGAUCAUCUUCCGCGGGAGGAGGAGGUCCUCUUUACAACGACGAAGACUCGCAAUUUUCGAGGUCCCAGAACAACACGCCGGCCGCCAAGCGCCCUCGGAGGCCGGAGCCUCUACUGCGGAGGAGACCUGUUGAGGAACAAGUGCUCCAGUUUCACACCCUGCACGCGAAUGGGGGCGAUGUCCACUUGCCGACUCUGGUCGACGAAGGCGAAGUGUUUGUGGAAGGACAGUGAAGGACUAAGAAAGUACUUAAAAAGCGAGCAGUUUCUGUGAAUUUAUAGCGUUACCAUCACUUAGCGACGACGGGUCCCGCCCCCGGCCCUGGCCCACCCCCUCAAGUAGAAUUCUGUAGUAACACCACCGCGACUUCUUCUUACACCAAUCGAGGAAUCAAGUACAUUCAACACGUACCUUUGGUACGCAUUUUUUUGCUGCUAUAUUGGAGCGG